Molecule: messenger RNA, 1242 nt
Organism: Mollisia scopiformis
Lineage: Eukaryota; Fungi; Ascomycota; Leotiomycetes; Helotiales; Mollisiaceae
Product: FAD dependent oxidoreductase
Exons: 3
Coding region: 1-1242 (413 amino acids)
Biological process (GO): retrograde transport, endosome to Golgi
Cellular component (GO): cytoplasm; late endosome
Molecular function (GO): oxidoreductase activity
Source: RefSeq, a predicted model, not a curated record
AUGGCUUCAGAACCUAGGCCAAGAAAUAUUGUGAUAGUGGGCGGCGGAAUUAUAGGUUGUACUUGCAGCUAUUUCCUCACCAGACACCCCUCCUUCGACCCCUCCAUUCACAAGAUCACGAUAAUUGAGGCCACUGCCAUCGCAUCUGGAGCGUCAGGGAAGGCCGGAGGGCUACUAGCACUAUGGGCAUACCCUGCGAACAUCGUCAAGUUAUCGUAUCAAUUGCAUGCUGAGUUGGCGCAAAAGCAUGAUGGUGCAAAGAGGUGGGGUUACAGAGCUGUGCACUGUGGCUCCUUGAGAGCUAAGGGGCGGAUAUUCGGAGAUGCAGAUGGAAAGACAGUUGGAAAUAAUGGAGAGGAAUGGAAGAAAUUGCCAAAGACGGACAAUAAGAAAGCCAAAUCAAUCGCGGCUGGUAUACCAAAGGACUUGGAUUGGUUUGACGCCGAAGCAGUGAAAGGCUAUUCGGAGAUGGGCACACCCUCGACAACUGCACAGGUCCAUCCUUAUCAAUUCACGACGUCGAUGGCGGAUUUGGCAAAGGAAGCGGGUGCGAAGAUCAUCCUUGGGUCAGUGACAGCUGUUGAUUCUUUCGGUGAUGGUGUGAAGGGUGUCACCUACGAGGACAAGGACACAAAGCAUAUCCACACAUUGCCAGCGACGGAUGUGAUAUUAGCGGCUGGACCAUGGACUUCUCACGUAUAUCCCGAGGCCCCAAUCGAGGCCAUGAGAGCGCACAGUGUGGUGAUCAAGGCGGAUGUUACUCCUUACGCCGUGUUCAGCGAGAUUGAUCUACCGAAGGACUUUGGCAGAACUGGGGGAGGAGAUGUAAAAAAGAAGCGGCAUGGUCUAAGUGUCUCUCCAGAAAUGUAUGCUCGUCCAGAUGGUACAGUCUAUGCUUGUGGCGAGGGAGACACUCUCAUCCCACUGCCAAAAACCAGUGAUCUCGUUGUCUGUGAUGAAGAUCGAUGUCAAGAUAUCAUCGACUACUGUGUUUCAAUAUCAACUCCUAUGCGAGAAGGAGACGUGCUCGCAAGACAAGCUUGUUACCUUCCUUCGGUAGCAGGCGGAGGUGGCCCUCUUAUUGGAGAAACUGGUACCAAAGGGCUGUUCAUGGCGACUGGUCAUACAUGCUGGGGCAUUCAGAACAGUUGUGCUACUGGCAAGCUAAUCAGUGAGUUUGUGUUUGAUGGUAAGGCGAAGAGUGCAAAAAUAGAUAGCCUGGAUCCUAGACGAUUUCUCUAA